GAAUAUAUUGUGUUCUAGGAAUCGGUUGCCGUAAGGUUUACAAAUGUUUAUUGUAAAUCUAGUAAUCUCAGCAGAUUUGUGGUUAAUGUUUGCCGUAUACGUGCAGUAAAAAGGAAUAUGUACGUCUUUAACUAUGAUGCUACUUUGCUGUAUGAAUUAUAUAAUGUGAAGGUUAAUGUUCAAAUGGUCAAACGGGCAAAUGGCUAUAAGCCGUGGCUAUACAAUAUUACUGUUGACGCCUGCGAAUUUCAAAGACGACGCAACAAUCCAAUGAUUAAAAUGGUAUUUAACAUUUUUAAAAACUAUUCGAACCUUAAUCACCCUUGCCCAUAUAGGGAUUCUGUACAUUUAUAUGGCUUAUAUCUUAAGCCACAAUUAAUUCCCAUUCCGUUGCCCACCGGCGAGUAUGGGUUACUUACAACAUGGAAUUUUGAUAACAAAACUACGUCGACUGUGAAUUUAUAUUUCGAAUUCAAAGAAGAUGCAAUUUAAAUUAUUAUGGUAAUCUGUAUU
Molecule: messenger RNA, 513 nt
Organism: Drosophila sulfurigaster albostrigata
Lineage: Eukaryota; Metazoa; Arthropoda; Insecta; Diptera; Drosophilidae
Exons: 2
Coding region: 118-492 (124 amino acids)
Source: RefSeq, a predicted model, not a curated record